This is a messenger RNA of Kazachstania africana CBS 2517, 2112 nucleotides long. It is a transcript of the gene GSY2, whose product is annotated as glycogen (starch) synthase GSY2. The transcript has a single exon. Gene Ontology annotation, molecular function: alpha-1,4-glucan glucosyltransferase (UDP-glucose donor) activity. The record is from RefSeq and is a predicted model, not a curated record. Bases 1 to 2112 code for a protein of 703 amino acids. Gene Ontology annotation, biological process: glycogen biosynthetic process. Gene Ontology annotation, cellular component: cytoplasm. Lineage: Eukaryota; Fungi; Ascomycota; Saccharomycetes; Saccharomycetales; Saccharomycetaceae.
AUGGCAAGAGAUUUACAAAACAAUUUACUAUUUGAAACUGCUACUGAGGUGGCUAAUAGAGUGGGCGGUAUCUACUCCGUAUUGAAAUCAAAAGCUCCCAUAACAGCUGCAGAGUAUAAACAGAAUUAUACACUCUUGGGUCCCUUAAAUAAGGCUACUUAUCAAAAUGAGGUUGAAUCAGUGGAUUAUAAUACUGAUCUAACCGGUGAAUUGGAACCCAUCAAAAAUUCUUUAAAUGCGAUGAGAUCAAGAGGUGUUAAUUUUAUUUACGGUAAUUGGCUUAUUGAAGGCUCACCUCGUGUCAUAUUAUUUGAUUUAGACUCUGUAAGAGGGUAUUUAAAUGAAUGGAAAGGUGACCUUUGGUCACUUGUGGGCAUACCCUCUCCGGAAAAUGAUUUUGAAACAAAUGAUGCCAUUCUUUUAGGCUAUACCAUUGCAUGGUUUUUAGGUGAGUUAACUUCAAUGGAUCAUCAACAUGCUAUCAUUGCUCAUUUCCAUGAAUGGUUAGCAGGUGUUGCAUUACCUCUUUGUAGAAAGAGAAGAAUUGACGUGGUUACAAUUUUUACUACACAUGCUACCUUGUUGGGUAGAUAUCUUUGUGCAUCUGGUGAUACCGAUUUUUACAAUAAUUUGGAACAUUUUGAUGUCGAUCAAGAAGCUGGUAAGAGAGGUAUCUACCAUAGAUAUUGUAUAGAAAGAGCCGCUGUUCAUUGUGCAGAUGUCUUUACGACGGUAUCACAAAUUACUGCUCUGGAAGCCGAACAUUUAUUAAAGAGGAAACCAGAUGGUAUUUUACCAAAUGGGCUAAACGUCGUUAAAUUUCAAGCAGUUCAUGAAUUUCAAAAUUUGCAUGCUAUAAAGAAAGAAAAAAUUAAUGAUUUCAUAAGAGGCCAUUUCCAUGGUAGUUUUGAUUUUGAUCUAGAUAAUACCCUAUAUUUUUUCAUUGCUGGGAGAUAUGAAUACAAGAAUAAAGGUGUUGAUAUGUUUUUAGAAGCAUUGGCUCGAUUAAACUAUAGAUUAAAGGUAAGCGGUUCCAAAAAAACUGUUGUUGCAUUUAUCAUUAUGCCUGCAAAGACUAACUCUUUUACAGUAGAGGCAUUGAGAGGUCAGGCAGUCGUUAAAGCUUUAGAGACAACUGUAAAUGAAGUCACAAAAUCGAUUGGUAGAAGAAUCUUCGAUCAUGCAAUGAGAUUCCCACAUAAUGGAGCUAACACAGAAAUGCCAACUAACUUGGAUGAAUUAUUAAAACCAUCAGAUAAAGUUUUACUAAAGAAAAGAGUUUUGGGUUUAAGAAGACCAUCGGGACAACUACCUCCAGUGGUAACACACAACAUGUGUGAUGACGCUCAUGAUUUAAUUUUGAACCAAAUUAGACACGUACAAUUAUUCAAUCAUUCGUAUGACCCAGUUAAAGUUAUAUUUCAUCCAGAAUUCUUGAAUGCUAAUAAUCCAAUUUUAGGUCUCGAUUAUGAUGAAUUUGUUCGUGGAUGUCAUUUAGGUGUUUUCCCAUCAUAUUACGAACCAUGGGGUUAUACUCCAGCAGAAUGUACGGUAAUGGGUGUUCCUUCAAUCACGACCAAUUUAUCUGGGUUUGGUGCAUACAUGGAGGAUUUAAUUGAAACGAAUCAAGCUAAAGAUUAUGGGAUUUAUAUUGUUGAUAGAAGAUUCAAGAAUCCAAAUGAAUCUGUUGAACAACUAGUGGAUUAUAUGGAAGAGUUCGUUAAGAAGACGAGAAGACAAAGAAUAAACCAAAGAAAUAGAACAGAAAGACUAUCAGAUUUAUUGGAUUGGAAGCGGAUGGGUUUAGAAUAUGUCAAAGCUAGACAAUUGGCAUUAAGAAGAGGAUAUCCCGGUUUGUUUAAGCAAUUGGUCGGUGAAGAAUUGAAUGACAAAGAUAUGGAUACCUUAGCAGGAGGCAAGAAAUUGAAAAUUGCAAGACCUUUGAGUGUUCCUGGCUCUCCGAGGGAUUUAAGAGCUGUCAGCGUCAGUAGUGCGGUAUACAUGACGCCGGGGGAUAUCGGCACUCUGCAAGAAGCCAAUGGCGCAGACGACUAUUUCAAUUUGGCUAAAGAUGAUGCUGAAGAGGGGCCAUAUGCUGAUGAUAACAAUUAG